Messenger RNA from Anoplophora glabripennis (Asian longhorned beetle), 3715 nucleotides. Its product is annotated as bis(5'-adenosyl)-triphosphatase enpp4. The transcript is spliced from 7 exons. The record is from RefSeq and is a predicted model, not a curated record. NCBI's taxonomy places the organism in Eukaryota, Metazoa, Arthropoda, Insecta, Coleoptera, Cerambycidae. The coding region runs from base 90 to 1544 and encodes 484 amino acids.
UGUGAGGAAGAGUUGUUGAAAAGCGGAGGUUUUCUUAAUAUCAAGUAACAUCUGCUGCUUUGUCCAGUUUCCAACAGAAACAUUCUGAGAUGAUAUUUAAAAUUAUAGUGCAGUGUUUACUUAUAAGCUACGUAUAUUCGCUGUCUACGCACCCCAUUUUAAUAGUUGUUUCUUAUGAUGCCUUCCGAUAUAACUUCUUUGACACAAAACUAGUACCUAAUAUGGAACGAUUAAAAGACGUGGGUACACAUGCCGACUACUUAAUAAAUGUUUUCCCUACUAAAACUUUUCCAAAUCAUCAUUCUAUCGCCACAGGAUUAUAUCCUGAUGUUCACGGGGUUAUUGGCAAUACCUAUUACGAUCCAAAGUAUAAGAAAGUUUUAAAAAUUGGUUAUGAAAUGUUUCACUACAACGAAGACAUUAAACCCAUUUGGAGAUGGAAUGAAGAUCAAGGAAAUGGUAGAUACUCAGGAACUAUGAUGUGGCCAGGUGCGAAUUAUCCUUAUCAAGGACAAAAUAUAACAUAUGUAAAAACAUUUGAACCAGGUUACGAUUGGCGUCAAAGAGUUGAAGAUGUCAUAUCUUGGAUAACUGAUCCCGUCAAGCCAGCUAAUUUGGUCAUGUUAUACUUUGAGGAACCUGAUACACAUGGGCAUGCAUUUGGCCCAAAUUCCAAAACAGUUAGAGAUUUGCUUGUUAAACUGGACAAUAUUACAUUAUAUUUAGAGGAACUACUGGAACAGAACAAACUGACUGAUAAAGUCAACGUUGUCCAUUUAAGUGAUCACGGCAUGAUUUCCGUAACUCCCCCUUACUUUAUCAACAUUACACAAUAUAUAACAAACGGUACUUAUGACUGGGCUGGUGCCAGCCCCUGCAUUCAAAUUAUACCCCAUGAAGGAUACGAGGAACAAAUUUACAAUUCUCUUAAAACUGGCUCAGUCGCUAAUGGUCAUUUCAGGGUAUAUAAGAAAGAGGAGUUCCCCAAACGGUGGAAUUAUAAAGAUAACCCCCGCUCGCCACCCAUUUUGGUCAUGGCUGAUGUUGGCUAUGCCUUAGACGAUUUAAUUAUUACCGCACCUAAAUAUGCAGAACACUACCAUUUUAAACUUACAAACAGCUCAGAAUUUGGCGUACACGGAUACGAUUACAAUGUAACAGACAUGCACCCCUUCUUCAUGGCCAGAGGCCCAAAAAUUAAGAACGAGCACAAAGUUGCUCCCUUUCACACAGUUGACCUUUUUAAUCUCUUUACCAAAAUAUUAGAGUUACCACACAUUUCUAACAAUGGUACAUUAGAUAAUAUUGUCGACAUUCUAAAAGGAAACCAUGGACAAUAUAGCGUGGGGUCUAUACUCAUCAUCUCGGUAGGUGGAGUUGUAAUAGCGCUAGUUUUAAUAACAGUAGCUGCGAUUAUAACAUUAAUUAUGAUCAAACGCCAACAAAAUCUAACAACAGUGGCGGCUUUGAAUAAGCGUUUUCCACAAACUUUCCAAAAUAACAUCAUCGAGGCACAGCACUUGUUAGAACCCGAGGAGGCAUAGGCACACUCUAGUUUUAGCGUUGAUAGUGAUGUUAAUUUAGGUGAUUGUAGUGGGAGUAUAAAACGUGAAAAGGAUAGGUUGUAAUUUUGUCUGUCGCAAUGGUGUUGCGAGAAAAAAUGAAAAACAACCAAAGCUCAAUAGUAACAUACAUUUCUAUGUAAAUUAUUCGAGAUGAAUUUAAAGAAAACUCAACAUUUACAAUCAACGAUAUUAACAGUAACAAUCAAUAUUGAGAGUAGAACAGUGACAAGUAGAGAUUGAUUUCACAGUUUUAUAUAAUUGUAGUAACUAAAUAGCUCUAGUUUCUUUAUUUUUUUAAUUUUACUAUGAGUUUCAUAAAAUGAGUUCCAUAAUAUUUUGACAAUGUAGAUGAGUUUAUAUUUAGUUCAGUGCUCCAUCUAGAUUAAUUAAACCUAAGCUCGGGACACAUUAUUAACAUGAAAUGUGUUAACAACUGCUAUAAAAUAUGUAUCACAUUAAAAGAAACAAUAUACUAAUCCGAUGUUUCGUCAUAAGCUCAAAACACGAUAUAACGUGCAUUAUUACAAUCCAGAUUACUGUUGGAGUGUUGGUGUAUUUAAUUAAGCAUUUUUCAAACUUGGGAGCACACCUUAUUUGCCGUAUCGUGUUGUAACAUGAAGCAUCGUCACAUGUUAACACGUCAAGUGUUAAUUAUGUCUCCUGCUCAUAAUAGUACUUGUCUGAUUUUUUAUUUGUCUAACUAUUAAAUUGAAAUUGUGUGUUUGAAAUAAUAUCAGCACGGAACAUGACUUCAGUUAAAAGAAAUUAAAAAAACAAUCUAUUGCACCCUCAACUAAAUAGUUUGGCAAAUAAUAAAUUACUUGGAAUUACGGUAUGUGCGGAAGGCAAAAGGAAGCUGUAUUGGUAGAGUUUUUUGUGUUUUCUCUUUAAAAUAGAAUAAUAGAUGUUUUUUUCAAUAUAUUUUACACUUGGUUAUAUAUCUUUGAAUAGAAAAGAAAUUCUUAACAAUCUUUCACGUUUGCUCCAUUUCGCGCUUAUUUUUAGAAUUAGUGCCAUUUUAUUUAUUGAUUUUUUUUUUGGGAGGGUAAAAAAUUUACCAAAAGAAUAUUCGUUACAUAUAUGAUUCCAUUAAUGCCAUUGUGAUUAUAUUGCGUCCAUAUUCUUGUGAUGGGAAAGAAUAUCAUACAGUAGGACAAAUUAAAAUUUUUACCGCUCAGUGCUGAUACAGUUAUCCUCAUCUGUCGUAUAAAAUAUAUCGUGUGGUAACUGAAUAUCGUAGAUGUAGAUAUUUUUUACUGUAUGCCCAUUUUGUGAUUUAAUUUGUGAUACCUUUUAAUGACAGGAUCUACAUAACACUUUUUGGGUACUUGAAUUCUUAUGUUAAGCGUUUCGAACAAUUAAUUCAGUGUGGCGGUAUUAGCAUAAUAUUUUUAUAAUGAAACACAAAUGACCGAUAACGUAAGCACAAACUUAAGACUCUUGUGCUACAUGACAUUAAAACAAUUAAUAGUUUGUUUUCAUAUUAAAGUGAGUAUUUCUUCGAUCUUUUUUUUUAAUUUUAGUUCGAGUUUUAAUAAUUGUGCCAUUUUCGUUUCAAUUUUUAAUAGUUUUGGCAAAAAACUGACAAGUAUGCAAAAGUGGUUAUGUAGAUCGGCAAUGUACUUUAUCUUUAAAUUUUAUGAAAAAAUUUUAUUUAAUUCUACUUAAUUAGGUUUCAACUGAAUUAUAAGUGACAAAUCACAUCGAAUAACAAGAAGUUUUAAAUAUAGACAAUAAAUUUGUUGUCUAAUGCUCUAAGCAAAAUACAUGCAGUGUAUUGUUCUAGAUUUCUUAGGUAGAUAGUUUUCUAUUCUAGUCAAAAAUUGAUCACUUAGAAAUAUAUUAAGAUUAAGGAACAGUGGUUUGUGUGUCACUAUUAUAAUUAUUUUUUUUCUUUUGACACUGCUAGUUAUUUGAGUAGUGUUAUCAUUAGGUGUAGAUAUUUUUUUUAUUUUGAGUAGUUACGUAAUUAUAUAUCGCAUUAUUAUAAAUUCAUAUUAUGGUACCUAGUACUUAAUUCCAGAUUACAUAUUUUUUUUGUUUUAUUUCUUUCACAGGAAGUUCUAAACUGCUCACUGUACCUCCACUUAUUUUGGAACUUGUGGUGUGUGUGGGUAUUUAUUACUUGAUGGCAAAUUUCUUUGAUUUAA